Messenger RNA from Labrus mixtus (cuckoo wrasse), 1895 nucleotides. RefSeq names its product ATP synthase F1 subunit alpha (gene atp5f1a). Gene Ontology annotation, biological process: proton transmembrane transport; proton motive force-driven ATP synthesis. The coding region runs from base 89 to 1744 and encodes 551 amino acids. Lineage: Eukaryota; Metazoa; Chordata; Actinopteri; Labriformes; Labridae. The record is from RefSeq and is a predicted model, not a curated record. Gene Ontology annotation, molecular function: ATP binding; proton-transporting ATP synthase activity, rotational mechanism; ADP binding. The transcript has 11 exons.
GUCACUGUGACCUUUCUACAUAUCGUCGCUGUGUCCGCCAUCCUUCUCUCUGUGCUCUGCAGCCGGACACACUUACAAGGAUACCAACAUGCUGUCAGUUCGCGUCGCUGCGGCUCUUGCCCGCAGUCUGCCUCGACGGGCUGGAUUUGUGUCAAAGAAUGUUGCAGCAGCUUGUGUAGGAGCCAAGAAUCUUCACACCGCCCGGCCAUGGCUGCAGAAAACAGGCACAGCCGAGGUGUCGUCUAUUCUGGAGGAAAAGAUCAUGGGCGCAGACACCGCUGCCGACCUGGAGGAGACUGGUCGUGUGCUGUCUAUUGGUGACGGUAUUGCCAGAGUGUACGGUCUGAGGAACGUCCAAGCCGAGGAGAUGGUGGAGUUCUCCUCUGGCCUGAAGGGCAUGUCUCUGAACUUGGAGCCUGACAACGUUGGUGUUGUGGUGUUCGGUAACGACAAGCUGAUCAAGGAAGGUGACAUUGUCAAGAGAACGGGUGCCAUCGUGGACGUUCCCGUCGGUGAAGAGCUUCUGGGCCGGGUAGUCGAUGCUCUGGGAAACGCUAUCGAUGGAAAGGGCCCUCUCGGCUCCCAGAUCCGCAGGCGUGUGGGUCUGAAGGCCCCUGGCAUCAUCCCCCGCAUCUCUGUGAGGGAGCCGAUGCAGACCGGCAUCAAAGCCGUGGACAGUUUGGUCCCCAUUGGUCGUGGGCAGCGAGAGCUCAUCAUCGGGGACAGACAGACUGGCAAAACCGCCAUCGCCAUCGACACAAUCAUCAACCAGAAGCGCUUCAACGAAGGCACUGAGGAGAAGAAGAAGCUGUACUGCAUCUAUGUCGCCAUCGGCCAGAAGAGAUCCACCGUGGCUCAGCUGGUGAAGAGGCUGACCGACGCUGAUGCCAUGAAGUACACCAUCGUGGUCUCUGCCACCGCCUCCGACGCUGCGCCGCUGCAGUACCUGGCUCCAUACUCCGGCUGCUCCAUGGGAGAAUACUUCCGAGACAACGGCAAGCACGCCCUCAUCAUCUACGACGAUCUCUCCAAACAGGCUGUCGCCUACCGUCAGAUGUCCCUGCUGCUCCGUCGUCCUCCCGGCCGUGAAGCUUACCCAGGAGAUGUCUUCUACUUGCAUUCCCGUCUGCUGGAGAGAGCUGCCAAGAUGAACGACAACUUUGGCGGCGGCUCCCUCACAGCUCUUCCCGUUAUCGAGACGCAGGCUGGAGACGUGUCAGCCUACAUUCCCACCAACGUUAUCUCCAUCACAGACGGACAGAUCUUCUUGGAGACCGAGCUCUUCUACAAAGGUAUCCGUCCAGCCAUCAACGUGGGUCUGUCUGUGUCACGUGUCGGAUCUGCUGCCCAGACCAAGGCCAUGAAGCAGGUCGCUGGUACCAUGAAGCUGGAGCUGGCUCAGUACCGUGAGGUGGCUGCCUUCGCUCAGUUCGGUUCAGAUCUGGACGCUGCUACUCAGCAGCUGCUGAACCGCGGUGUUCGUCUCACUGAGCUCCUCAAACAGGGACAGUACUGUCCCAUGGCCAUUGAGGAACAGGUAACGGUUAUCUACGCUGGUGUGAGGGGACACCUGGACAAAAUGGAGCCAAGCAAGAUCACAAAGUUCGAGAAGGCAUUCCUGCAACACAUCCUGAGCCAGCACCAAGACCUGCUGGCUGCUAUUAGGGCUGAUGGCAAAAUCUCGGAGGCGUCUGAUGCUAAACUCAAGCAGAUUGUGUUGACUUUCCUCUCCAGCUUUGAGUAAAGUAAAGCUAUUUAGGUGUGGUUGUUUUCAUGUUUGCAUAGUGCAGCGUCAGUCGAACUUUCUAUGAACUGUAAGAGGAACUCAAAUGGCACUUGGAUCUUAAAUGUACAGAUAUCUCCUUACAGAGAAUAAAGUAAUGAAACAAAUGUAA